Molecule: messenger RNA, 852 nt
Organism: Suillus discolor
Lineage: Eukaryota; Fungi; Basidiomycota; Agaricomycetes; Boletales; Suillaceae
Exons: 2
Coding region: 1-852 (283 amino acids)
Source: RefSeq, a predicted model, not a curated record
AUGCCUCGCAUUCAGAAUGACCCGAAUUUACAAGUCUGCCCUGACUAUGCUUCGGAAGACUUUGUCGAUACCCGAGCGCAACUCAUCAAUGAGAAUACCACGGACCGUCGAUGGCAACAGCAGAGGAACGAUGACAGAGAGGAACAGGCUCAUCGUCAGCGUCUCGAAGACGAAGAGCAAGAACGGACAAACCAAGAACGUGCUAACGAGGAAGAAGAUGCGCGCAAGGAAGAACGGAAGAAAAAUAAGUACAAGUACAUCCCAAUUCAGAACAGCGGAAUUCCUAAUGAACCUGCUAUCACUCUGUCCUCAUACGCUCUUCGCAAGCUGGACAAGGGAGAAUACGUCGAGCUUUGGUACUUUACCAAUGACGGGUUGGAUGAAGCGUCAGUUAAAAAGACAAUAGAUGAUGACGCGAUGGUAUUGUCAACUCUAGCUGACGGUUCCACAGCAUGGAUAGCGUCAGCCACAACACGGAGUGCGCGCUCCAUAAUCAAUGAUGAGAACCUACCAUUUGAAGAAUUCUGUCAAGCGUGUCCCCGUUUUCUAAUGGCAAUAGAAGAAGCGGGUUGGCCUCAGGACAGAAUCAGAAUGACCGCACUAUUCUGGAGGAAUUUGCAAGUUCACAGCUAUCGCUCUCUCCAAGAUCCGUUAGCUCAGAAGACGCUCUUGGUAUACCAAGCCAAGCAGCGUAAACGCUGGCACAUAGCAGCUAAAUCUUCGAUUGGCCCAUACAAUAUAUCGGUUGUCAACGAGAAAGUAUUAGAGGACACGAGAAGCAGAGUAUAUUGGGAGGAUCGGCUCAAGAAAGAUAACGCGAGAGACUACAAGGUCAGCCUUCGUUAUCGUUAA